AUGUCUCUGCUGCCUCCCGAGGUCGCUACCGAGCUGAACCAGCUCCUGCAGGCCCUGCAGUCGCCUGAUAACUCCAUACGAUCCCAGGCCGAGGAUCACUUACAGAACAACUGGACAGCCGCACGCCCCGAGAUCCUGUUGAUGGGCUUAGCCGAGCAGCUUGCUGGUGCCCCCGAAUCUUCGGUAACUACCAUCUCCCUUCCGAAAUCCACCCCCCCCAUUGUGAACACGAUCGGCUAUUCGCGUCUUCGUUCUUUCGCUGCCGUCAUAUUUCGUCGAAUCGCUUCUAAGACGAGAAAGACCGAUAAAGGCGAUAAUGCCGAGAUAUUCAUUUCUCUACCACCUGAGCAGGCCCAGGUUAUCCGCCAGAAAGUCCUCGAAGCUCUAGCCAACGAAUCCGAUCGAUUGGUAAGGAAUAAAAUCGGAGAUGCCGUGGCUGAUGUUGCCCGGCAAUAUUCUGAAAAUAGCGACCAAUGGCCUGAGAUUCUUGGGGUUUUAUUCAACCUGAGCAUGGCGAGCGAUGUCGGUCAGCGCGAGACCGCUUACCGCGUAUUCGCAACUACACCUGGUAUAAUAGAAAAACAGCACGAGGGUGCAGUCAUGGAGGCGUUCGAUCGUGGCUUCAAGGACAACUCGGUCGCCGUACAGUUAGCCGCUAUGGAGGCAUUUGCUUCAUUCUUCCGCAAUCUCAGCAAGAAGGCCCAACCAAAGUACUUUUCGCUUCUUCCCACCGUCUUGAACAUCUUGCCCCCGAUCAAAGACUCGCAGGACUCCGAUGACCUUAGCAAAGCUCUAUUGGCUCUGAUUGAGUUGGCUGAGACGUCACCGAAAAUGUUUAAACCCUUGUUCCACAACCUUGUCAUGUUCAGCGUGAGCGUCAUUCAGGAGAAAGAGCUGUCUGAUUUGUGCCGGCAGAACGCUCUCGAACUCAUGGCCACCUUCGCUGACUACGCUCCGUCAAUGUGCCGAAAAGAUCCUUCCUAUACGAAUGACAUGAUAACCCAAUGUCUAAGUCUAAUGACCGACCUCGGAGAGGACGAUGACGACGCAGCUGAGUGGCUAGGCAACGACGAUCUAGAGUCUGAAGAAAGUGACCUGAACCAUGUAGCCGGUGAGCAGUGCAUGGAUCGGCUCGCGAAUAAGCUUGGAGGGGAGACAAUUCUGGUUCCUACCUUCCAUUGGUUGCCAAGGAUGAUGACAUCUAUGGCUUGGAAGGACCGCCAUGCCGCACUAAUGGCAAUUUCCGCCAUCUCGGAAGGGUGCCGUGACCUGAUGGUUAAAGAGCUGGACAAGGUUCUCGAACUUGUUGUCCCUGCUUUGAAGGACUCUCACCCUCGAGUGCGUUGGGCUGGUUGUCAGGCGCUGGGUCAGAUGAGCACGGAUUUUGCGCCAACAAUGCAGAAACAGUAUUACGACGUUAUCCUCAAAGCUAUUAUUCCCGUCUUGAACUCUCCCGAGGCUCGUGUAAAAGCACACGCUGCGGCGGCUCUUGUUAAUUUCUGCGAGGAAGCGGAGAAAAGUAUACUUGAACCCUACCUUGACGAACUUCUUUCGCACCUAUUCCAGCUUUUGCAAAACGAGAAACGCUACGUUCAAGAACAGGCUCUCUCGACUAUCGCCACAAUUGCAGACGCUGCCGAAGCUGCCUUCUCUAAAUACUACGACACUCUCAUGCCUCUCCUUGUCAACGUCUUGCGACGUGAGAAUGAUAAGGAAUUCAGGUUGCUACGCGCCAAAGCUAUGGAAUGUGCUACUUUAAUCGCUUUAGCUGUCGGAAAAGAGCGUCUUGGAAAUGACACUAUGACGCUAGUGGAUCUUCUAGCGAACAUUCAAGCAAACAUUACUGAUCCUGAUGACCCCCAAGCGCAAUACCUAAUGCAUUGCUGGGGUCGGAUGUGUCGUGUUAUGGGCGCCGAAUUUCUCCGUUUCCUACCCGCCGUGAUGCCGCCUCUAGUUGAACUAGCUAGUGCCAAGGCGGAUAUUCAGCUUCUUGAUACAGAGGACGAAAUUGAACAACUACAGCAGGAAGACGGAUGGGAACUAGUUCCACUUAAAGGGAAGAUGAUCGGGAUUCGAACUAGCACCAUGGAUGAUAAACAUAUGGCAAUCGAACUGCUUGUGGUGUAUGCACAAACCUUAGAGGGCCAGUUUGCGCCUUAUGUGGCCGAGAUCAUGGAAAAGAUUGCACUUCCAGGUCUAGCCUUCUUUUUCCAUGAUCCCGUUCGGUUUAUCUCAGCCAAGCUGGUACCGCAGCUUUUGAGUUCUUACAAGAAAGCCUAUGGGCCGGAUUCUAACGAGCUUCGUGGAUUAUGGGCUGGCACAGUAGACAAACUACUCGAAGUCCUGACAGCAGAGCCCGCUAUCGAUGCCUUAGCUGAAAUGUACCAAUGCUUCUACGAGUCUGUUGAGGUCCUUGGCAAGAAUUGCCUCACUCAGGAACAUAUGGGCAAAUUCAUUGAUGGCGUCCACUCUGCUAUUGAGGAUUACAAGGAUCGCGUGACCCAACGCGAGGAAGACCGAGCCGGUGCCACUGCAGAAGAUGCGGAAGAUGAAGCCGAAGAUCUCUUACUUGCCAUUGAGGACGACCAGACUCUGCUUGCCGAUAUGAACAAAGCCUUCCAUUCAAUCUUCAAGAACCACGGCGCCACUUUCCUCCAGCCCUGGGAGCGUCUUAUGGGUAUAUAUGAGAGUUUCCUCACAUCUCGCGACCCGACACAACGCCAAUGGGGGCUUUGUAUCAUGGAUGACGUCCUGGAGUAUUGCGGACCAGAAAGCGUGCGAUAUGCUCAAUCUAUAAGCACUGCGCUUCUUGAAGGUUGCAAGGACUCUUCUGCGGCAAUCCGCCAAGCAGCUGCGUAUGGUAUUGGAGUGGCAGCCCAUCAUGGCGGCAUUCACUGGUCUCAGUUCCUCGCGUCCUCCUUACCGUACCUCUUCCAAGUCACACAGGUACCGGAUGCACGCGGCGAUGAGGCUGUCUACGCUACAGAGAAUGCAUGCGCUGCCAUCGCGAAGAUUUUACACUUUAAUAAGCAAAAUGUGGAAAAUCCUCAGGCUGUGGCAAACCAAUGGGUUAAUACGCUCCCAGUCACUAAUGAUGAAGAAGCAGCACCAUAUGCGUACGGAUACCUAGUGGAAUUGAUUGAGCAGCAAAACCCAGCCGUUACAAGCCAAGUAGACAAGGUCUUUGUUUACGUUGGGCAAACUUUAGAAGCGGAAAUGCUUCAUGGCCAGCUUGCCGCUCGUGUUGCUGGGGCCGUCCAGAACCUUCUUGUUGCGGCUAACGUUGACCCUAUACCUUUAUUACAACAGCAUUUCCAACCUGCAGGGCAAGAGAUAAUUCGUCGCCAUUUCACCUAG
Messenger RNA from Xylaria bambusicola, 3357 nucleotides. Its product is annotated as armadillo-type protein. NCBI's taxonomy places the organism in Eukaryota, Fungi, Ascomycota, Sordariomycetes, Xylariales, Xylariaceae. Gene Ontology annotation, biological process: protein import into nucleus. The record is from RefSeq and is a predicted model, not a curated record. Gene Ontology annotation, molecular function: nuclear import signal receptor activity. The transcript has 7 exons. The coding region runs from base 1 to 3357 and encodes 1118 amino acids. Gene Ontology annotation, cellular component: nucleus; cytoplasm.